This is a messenger RNA of Oikopleura dioica, 333 nucleotides long. The record is from the annotation of a GenBank genome assembly. Lineage: Eukaryota; Metazoa; Chordata; Appendicularia; Copelata; Oikopleuridae.
AUGUCAAGAAAUAGAGAAGACUCGGAAUGCUCGGAUAUUGUUUUGUCGGAAGAGGCUUCAGCUGCUUUGAUGGAAUUUCUUAGAGAACAAGAAAUUCGUCAAAACGAAGAAGAAGCCCUCAUUAACACUGGAAAUGCAGAAAAGGCACUGGAAGUCGAGCAUCAAGAAGAUUGGAACUUGAGUCAAUUCUGGUACGAUGAGCCAACGUGCGAGGCGCUGGAGAAAAUUAUUCUAAGCAUCUACGAGCCUGGAAUGAAAAUUGGAUGUAUCUCCUCGCCUACUUGUUUCAAGCAUUUACUAAAAUGUAAAAACUUCGAAAGUCAAUCUGAGUAG